This is a messenger RNA of Malus domestica (apple), 2744 nucleotides long. Its product is annotated as HIPL1 protein-like. Lineage: Eukaryota; Viridiplantae; Streptophyta; Magnoliopsida; Rosales; Rosaceae. The record is from RefSeq and is a predicted model, not a curated record.
UCCAACCCCCAAUAUCUAAAAACUUGCAAGUUGUUCAUAAAGCUUCAGCCUUUGAAUCAAUGAGUUGAAAAAUGAAAAAUUUAUCAAAAGGGUUGUGAGGGACAGAUAUUGAAAACAAAUCCAUUUCUGCAGCUUAGCUCAAGAGAGAGAGAGAGAGAGAGAGAGAGAGAUUGAAAAUGAUAUCCCUUCUGGAAGCUGAAUAUUAAAACUUUGGUCUUUAGAGAGAGAGAGAGAGAGAGAGAGAGAGAGAGAGAGAUGAACAUGUGAAUGUGCUGUAAUGGAGAAGCAUACCGGUAGAAGAGAGUGGUUGGAUUGGCAGAAAUUGAUAAUUCUGUGAGCUUUAAAUUUGCAUUUCUCUCAAGUCAAUGAAAGCAACAGUGUUGCUAUUUUGACCUGUUAAUUAGAUUAAAGGGGAGGGACAGGAAAACAAUCUCUUCCUCUCUCUCUCUCUCUCUCUCUCUCUCUCUCUCUCUCUCUUCUGGUGUGGAGAUGGGUAGAGUUCUUGCUAUUGGACUUCUGCUAUGCAGCUUGCUGCUGCUGUUCAAUCCUUCAACUUCACAUCCUCUAUGCAUUGAUUCAAGGGCACCUUCUACUCUGAGUGUUCCACUCAAGUUUUGUCCUUACAACGAAACUGCCUGCUGCAACUCCACUGAAGAUUCACAAAUUCAGAAGCAAUUCCAAACCAUGAACAUCUCCAAUUCUGGCUGUGCUUCCCUUUUGAAAUCAGUACUUUGUGCAAGGUGUGAUCCGUUUUCGGGUGAGCUAUUUACCGUUGACCCUGUGAUCCGCCCUGUUCCGGUUCUCUGCAACUCAACUGUUUCAUCAAAUUCAUCCCAGUCUAAGGCAGCAGUAACCGAUUUUUGCUCCACCGUAUGGGACACAUGCCAAAAUGUGUCGAUUUUGAACUCCCCCUUUAACCCUUCAUUACAAGGUGGACCGCCUGCCAAGACCAAUGCUAGUGAGCUAACCAAACUCUGGCAAUCAAAAUCCGCUUUCUGCAGCGCAUUUGGCGGAGCCUCUAGCGACGAAUCAGUAUGUUUCAAUGGCGAGCCGGUCACACUGAAUGAUUCUGGCAUUCCCAUCCCCCCACAUGGUUUGUGCCUUGAGAAAAUUGGAAAUGGAUCUUACCUCAACAUGGUUGCUCAUCCGGAUGGCUCCAACCGCGCGUUUUUCUCGACCCAGGAAGGCAAAAUUUGGCUGGCAACAAUUCCUGAAGAUGGAUCAGGAGGUGUAAUGGGGCUUCAUGAGUCGAGUCCCUUUGUUGAUCUAACCGAUGAGGUUCAUUUCGAUACUGAAUUUGGAAUGAUGGGGAUGGCGUUCCAUCCCAAUUUUGCGCAAAAUGGUCGGUUUUUUGCUUCGUUCAACUGUGACAAGGUUAAGUGGCCUGGAUGCACUGGACGAUGUUCAUGUAAUUCAGAUGUUGAUUGUGAUCCUUCGAAGCUAGGUUCCGAUAAUGGUGCUCAGCCGUGCCAGUACCAAAGUGUUGUAGCAGAAUAUACUGCUAAUGGUACUGCAUCCCAGCCUUCCUUGGCAACGAGCGCUAGACCAACGGAAGUAAGGAGGAUAUUUACCAUGGGCCUUCCUUUCACAGCUCAUCAUGCAGGACAGAUACUCUUUGGACCCGAAGAUGGGUACUUAUACUUCAUGAUGGGAGAUGGUGGCGGUGUAGGCGAUCCAUACAAUUUCUCUCAAAACAAGAAAUCUUUGCUUGGAAAGAUUAUGAGGCUCGACGUUGAUAAUGUACCAAGUGCUGCAGAAAUGGAUAAACUUGGUCUGUGGGGAAACUACUCCAUCCCCAAAGACAAUCCAUUCACCGAAGAUCCAGCACUGAGGCCGGAAAUUUGGGCUCUAGGACUAAGAAAUCCGUGGCGCUGCAGUUUUGAUGCAGAAAAUCCUUCCUACUUUAUAUGCGCAGAUGUCGGGCAGGAUCUAUAUGAAGAGGUGGAUGUGAUCACCAAGGGUGGAAACUAUGGCUGGCGUUUUUAUGAAGGCCCAUACACUUACACUCCUCCGAAGUCACUUGCUGGAAACACAUCCACAAAACCUACAGACGUAAUUUUUCCCGUCAUGGGGUACAACCAUUCUGAAGUGAACAAGAAAGAAGGAUCGGCAUCCAUAACCGGGGGCUAUAUCUAUCGGUCUGAGACUGAUCCGUGCACGUAUGGAAGGUAUUUGUAUGGCGAUUUGUACGCUGGUGCAAUAUGGGCAGGCUCCGAAGAUCCAGAAAACAGCGGAAACUUUAGCUCGAGCAAAAUCCCUUUCAGCUGCGCAAGUGACUCUCCGAUAGCUUGCAGCUCUGUCCCGGACAGUAGUCUUCCGGCUCUAGGCUACAUUUUCUCGUUCGGGGAGGACAACCGCAAGGACAUGUUCGUUCUAGCCAGCAGCGGCGUUUACAGAGUUGUUCGGCCUAGUCGGUGUCGUUACACAUGCUCAAAGGAGAAUGCGACUGCUGGUGCAACCCCAGGUCCUACUGGUUUGCCUAAAUCUCAUGCUUCGUGGUUAAGUCACCCAUCUAAGAAUGCAGUGCUCUUGUUUUCUUCUCUAGUGUUGCUUCUCCUCAGUUUUGUCUAGCAUUUUCUAGGCUAUUGUAUCAAUGUGUUUGGAACUUUUCUUUGUAAUUAUAUGUUUUGAGUGUUAAAAGGGGAGAUUUUAUUUCUUGAGAAUUUUUUAUGUGUACUGGAAACAUUUGCGACCUGGUGUAGAAUUUUAUGUGUUAUACAAUGGGUGGACGACGAGAUUCUUAA